Messenger RNA from Neopelma chrysocephalum (saffron-crested tyrant-manakin), 1606 nucleotides. RefSeq names its product chromosome unknown C15orf62 homolog (gene CUNH15orf62). The transcript has a single exon. Lineage: Eukaryota; Metazoa; Chordata; Aves; Passeriformes; Pipridae. The coding region runs from base 391 to 906 and encodes 171 amino acids. The record is from RefSeq and is a predicted model, not a curated record.
GGAUUUUCCGGCGGUGCCCCUCCACAGAAGGUGGCUGGUUACCAUGGCACCCGGGUGCCCUUCUGUUCUAGAUGCCAGAUUAGAUCUGUUCUCAUGGUGACUGUGCCUUGCUGUUCCUCACCAGCACACGUUUAACGAGCUCAGACACCGUGUUCCUUCUCCACUCAAGGAGGAGACUCCUUAAGAUCCAAGACAAGCCAACUGCUCCUUACCACAGCGUGGAGUCUGCAUUUCCUGCACUACCAGCCUCUCUGUUUUCCUUCCAGCUACGGGAACGGGGCAGGAAGAGGCUGUUCCUGCUGCGUGGCUUGCUGCUGAUCCCGUGGCUCAAGUCCAGCACCUGCCUGUGAGGAGUCAGCAGGUCCCUUCUCCUCACUGCCUUCCCUCAGCAUGGACACCUGGCGCAGAGGGUCUAUCAAGUCCACCACGUUCUUCAGACGUUUCUCCCUCAGGAGGCACAAAAAGCUGGGCAACCAAGUCAUCAUCCUGAACCAGAACAGCCACACUCUGGACACUGACGGCCAGAAGAGGGAAGGCUUGAGGGAUCUGAAGGACAAGUCUGAUUACCUGUCGUGCCAGAGCGAGCAGAACCUGGCCAAGGCACAAGCCCCUCCCAAGCCUCCCCGGCUGUACCUGGACAGUUCCAGCUGCCCCAACAUCAUCGACCACACCGACUCCCACUCCGACAUCUCCUUUUCCGACGCUGCUCAGUACCACAAAGGCACUCAAACGCACAAGGACCAGGCUACAGACCACGGGACCUCAGAGGCAGGUUCCCAGAACGGCACCACUCUUCCCGACCUGGCUGACCCCUUCCUGUCCUUCAAAGUGGAUUUGGGGCUAUCGCUCCUUGAGGAUGUCCUGCAGACCCUCAGGAAACAGAACCCAAGAGAUUAUGCCAUCUGAAGGUAUUUAUCAUUCACCACAUCCCAUUUACCCGAUGCUGCUGCCGGUUCCUCUGAUCCCAGCGGGAGGAAGGAUGCUGGAGCAUGCCUGUCGUGUGUGGUCUGUUUUGUUGUCCUCACCUCACCCACCACAGACCAUCCCUGUCCUUGCCAAGGAAUCCUCUGGAGCAGAGCUCAGGUGAGAGCACUGUUUCCACUCUUCACCCUGGGAAUCUCCCACUCCGGACUGUGCGUCUCCUCCUCAGGGAAGAAUGGCAUUGUUUGGGAAAGACUUGUUAUUUUGGGGAUGUGGCUGUGACACUGCGGGGCAGGGACACAGAGGGACUUGGCAUGGAUCCCUUGUGGGAUAGCAGGCAGCCUGCAAGGAGACAGCAGCACUGCACCUCAAAGCCACAGGUGUGGCAAGGGCCGAGAGACAGGAACUGGGGGUUCUUCUCCCACCGUGUCUGGAUGUGAAAAAUCAAAGCUGUUCCUCCUUUUCUUUUUUUUUUCUUCCUCCUUGUGGGUUUCUUUUCCCCCAGCUCCAGUGCAGUUGGCACUCCCAGCCUGGAAACAGGUAAGCAUCCACUCAUGCUCGUGAUAGAGCACCAGCAGUGGGUUUAUCCUCCUGGCAGGAGAGGAGAUGUCUCCACACGCUGCUGCCUCACGCAUGCACUGACAGCUGUACAGACAUGGAAGAAUAAAUGUAUUUGUGACUGGAA